Melanotaenia boesemani (Boeseman's rainbowfish) is the source of this 4045-nucleotide messenger RNA. RefSeq names its product sodium/hydrogen exchanger 9B2. Gene Ontology annotation, biological process: proton transmembrane transport. Gene Ontology annotation, molecular function: antiporter activity. NCBI's taxonomy places the organism in Eukaryota, Metazoa, Chordata, Actinopteri, Atheriniformes, Melanotaeniidae. The transcript is spliced from 12 exons. Gene Ontology annotation, cellular component: membrane. The record is from RefSeq and is a predicted model, not a curated record. Bases 1374 to 3128 code for a protein of 584 amino acids.
CUUUAUUUGUUGUUAAAAUGAUGAACAUGUAACUUAAAACGUAGCUUUCACUACAUGUAAAUCACAAUGUGGGAGAAGAAAAGUACCACGGGAUACUGCACUAAGUUAAUGCAACCUUGGAAAAAGAGGGACAGUUAAAGGACAGAAUAGGUCUUUUAAAACUACUUUUAAGAAAAUUAGCAGAUGUUAGUGAGGAUGUAUUGUCCGAUAAUGGAUUAACAGGUAUGGGUUAUCGGGAGGCGCUGACUGAAAGGCUAGUUUAUUAGCAUAGCUUUGAUUACAGUUGUUUCUAAAUACGUGUAUGCUACCUUAGUAAGCCUACACAAAUAGCAAAGCAACAUACCCAACAGUCUUACAUCGCAUUGGUUAACUGGAUGGCUGCCGAUGCUAGUUUUGUGGUCAUCGACAACUCUAACCUACUUGCAUUGGCACACAGUAACCAGUAACUAACUAGAAUGUCAGUAACUAGAUGUGCCAUAUGGUCGAGCUGUAAGCAUUGAUUAGUGUGGUCUGUUCUUAAUUGGAUUAACAAACGCCUGUUGCCAAAGGCACCCAUCAAAACAUUGUAGUAGCUUUACUUUGCCAUGCACUACUCUGUUAUAGCGGGAGCUAAAGCUAGCAUAUACUUUACACGUAUAGUGCCCCAUAAUGCCCAAUUUUUUUUAACUAGAUAGGUAGCUGCAACUCGGUUAUAUUUUAUACUAGUUCAAACUAGCUCAACUAGUAGGUGAGUUGAAUAGAGGAAAAUAAAAUAAAUAAAAAAAACGUCAUUUUGACCAGUAACCAUGUCAGUGACUCUUCCAAAAAUAAACAAUGAUGAGUAAGGUAAAUCUAAAAAUAAAUCAGUAACUGUGGCUAAAAUAUAUGGUGAACAAUAGUUAAUUAGUUAAUAAAUUAAUGGAGUGGAGCAAAAAGUUGGGAAGAGCAGGGACAAUUGUAAAGAGUCAAAACACUUAAGUGAUGAUACACUGCUCAGCACAUAUUUUCUCUUUGCCAGAUCACCAAACUGUCAAUAAAAUAGAAAAAAAAAAUGUUAUAGAAUUUAUUUGAGAGGGGGAUUUUUUCUUCUCACAGAUAUUAACUUAAAUUUUAGUUCUUAUAGUUAGCAUCAAAGCACAGAAUGACAGUUGAAAUUAGAUCUAACAUUUCACAUUGUCCAUUUCAACACCUACACCACUGUUGUCUGUUAUUGACUCAGCAGUCAUGUAUUUAACCUCUGAUAAAAAUGUCUUGUAUGAAAAGGAGCCUGAGGUCAGAGCUCAACGUCCAGAAGCAGAAGUAAAGGGACCACCCAUCAAUGGCCGAUCACACCCCUCGGCUUGAUUUACUGUGACAGAGAAACGAGAAGAACAGAAAUUCAGUAGUGUACUGCCAUGGAGGACUCUGAACAGAAACCCGCUACCUUGGAGCAGAACCCGGCAUCUAGUCCAGCACACAGUCCAGUUCCCAGUCCGGUGCCCACUCCAGCACCCAGCCCAAUGCUGGACAGAAUCACUUUGGCCGCAGCAAACCAUGUUGAGCACCUAAAUGUGAACCAGAUCCAUGUUGUGGUACGGCGGUGUUCGACUCCAAAUAUAACAGAGGAGACCACUUAUUUUAUACCUCGCAACCCUGUGGUGGAUGCUGGCACCAACACGGACCCACCUGUGGUUUGUUGCCCUUUACUUCACAGAUUUUGUCCUUGUCCACCAAGAGGUCUUCUUGCUUCUAUCAUUACCAAAAUCCUGUUGGCUGCUGUGCUCUUUGGGGUGGUUUGGUCCAUAACAGAAGAAGAAUGUCUUCCAGGAGGAAACCUGUUUGGCAUAACAAUACUCUUCCUUUGUGCACUCAUUGGUGGAAAAUUGGUCGUUCUCAUCCGACUACCAAAAGUUCCACCAUUCCCGCCACUUCUUGGUAUGCUCCUGAUGGGUUUCCUGCUGAGGAACAUCCCUGUGGUAACAGAUGGGGUGUACAUUGACUACAGGUGGUCUGCUUCUCUGAGGAACAUUGCUUUGGCUGUCAUCCUGGCCAGAGCUGGUUUGGGGUUGGAUCCCAAGGCUCUGAGAAAACUCAAAUCUGUUUGCAUACGUGUGGCAGCUGGGCCCUGCUUAGUAGAGGCCUGCACUGUGGCUCUCAUCUCUCACUUCCUCAUGGGCUUGCCCUGGGUGUGGGCCUUCAUCCUCGGCUUUGUUUUGAGUGCUGUAAGUCCAGCAGUGGUGGUUCCCUCCAUGCUGCUGCUUCAAAAAAAUGGAUAUGGCGUGGAGCAGGGCAUCCCCACCUUGCUGAUGGCUGCAGGCAGCUUUGAUGAUAUUCUUGCCAUCACAGGGUUCACCACAUGCUUGGGCAUGGCCUUUGCCACAGGUUCCACUUGGUACAACCUCCUUCGAGGUGUACUGGAGGUCAUUGGAGGGAUGGUUGCUGGGAUUGUCCUCGGCUUCCUGAUUCAGUACUUCCCUAGUGUUGACCAGAAACAUGUAGUGAUGAAGCGGUCCUUCUUGGUGUUGGGUCUGUCUGUCUUUGCCGUGUUUGGCAGUGGAGUGGCAGGCCUUCCUGGCUCUGGAGGCCUCUGCACCCUGGUGUUGGCGUUCCUGGCUGGCCUCGGCUGGGGAUCAGAAAAGGCACGUGUGGAGGAAGUGGUGGGGUGGGCGUGGGACGUGUUUCAGCCACUUCUGUUCGGACUGAUAGGGGCUGAGAUUCGAGUGUCGGAGUUGGAGGGACACGCAGUUGGUCUGGGUAUAGCCUCUCUGCUCAUUGCUCUGCUGGUUAGGGUGCUGUUCACCUUUGUGUGUGUGUUGUGUGCUGGGUUUAACUUAAGGGAAAAAGUGUUCAUAGCCCUAGCAUGGAUGCCUAAAGCAACAGUGCAGGCCGCAAUAGGCUCCACAGCUUUAGACAUGGCCAGAACAAAGGAUGACAAGCUGCUACAGAAGUACGGCAUGGACGUGCUGACUGUGGCUGUGCUCGCCAUUCUCCUCACAGCACCCGUAGGAGCUCUUAUUAUAGGGCUCUCUGGGCCUCACAUGCUCCAGAGACCGAAGAACUCAGUCUGUGGUGAGCGAGUCAAACCCAAUUUAUCAGCAUUUUUCUUGGGGACUGCAGCAGGAAGUGAAGAUGACAAUGAAAGUCCAGUCACCUAUGAGAGUACACUUUGACAUUCAAAUCCCUUGAAAGAGGACAUUACAUAAGACUUCUCACACCUCCGAUGCUGAGCUGCUCUCUAGCCACCAAGGGUCUUUCCGAUGGUCAGCGCCUGCUGUUUGAAUCAGCCAGUAUUUAUAGCCUCUGGUGGUUUCCAGUCCCUACGUUCCGAACAAACGACCCAUGUCCCACUAUCUGCACUGUCAUGCUGUAUGAACGCUGUACAAGAGGCAGUAAUGUGUUUAGCUCUAAAUGAACAUUUAAUCAGCUAUAUGGUAUUAGCAUAAGGCAAAUGGUUUACAUUUUGUAAGGAUGGACAUAAUCAUAUGUAAUCUAGUGUUUGCCCAUUUUUUAUGACUAGAAUUAUUUGAACAAUUUAAAAAUUGUCAAGUUGAAACGUAACACUUAUUUUAUAUUUAUAUAUUUGUGUAUAGCCCACCAAAUCACGUUUUUGUGGGUUAUGUGAUGAAAUGUUAAUAGCAGCAGUAAUUUGUUUUAAUUAGAUGACUCAGUUAUGUUUUUCAGUGUUCUGCAGUCUUUAUUUUAAUGCUGUUGUGUUUUAUUCACAAACGUGCUAGCCAUGUGUGAGGGUAAUAAGAAUAGUUUGAAUGUUUUAUUAAGACUCAGGAGAGGUUAGUAAUGCACUUUUCUUUUGUCUACAAUGCUGCUGUAAUAUCUUCACUAUCAUCUACAUGCACUGUGGUUUUCAGUGUCUGCUAAAGCCACAUUUUUAUAAAGAAAUAUAGUUUUCAUAAUUACAUUUUUUACUGCAAAGUUAACAGUUUAACUUUGUUAUUGUUUUCAUUUAUUUGAAUUUUUAUGACAGAAGCUGGAAGUUUGUGUAUUAGACUAUUUAUGGAAAAAAUGACAGUAUCUUUUUAUUUUCUUUUUUUUAAACCAAAGAAUAAAUAAUGAAUGUUUUUUAUAGUCA